Molecule: messenger RNA, 2083 nt
Organism: Aspergillus campestris IBT 28561
Lineage: Eukaryota; Fungi; Ascomycota; Eurotiomycetes; Eurotiales; Aspergillaceae
Product: Leucine Rich Repeat domain protein
Exons: 6
Coding region: 140-1804 (554 amino acids)
Molecular function (GO): Hsp90 protein binding
Source: RefSeq, a predicted model, not a curated record
UUUGAAGCGAUUUUUGUUUUGUAUACUUGGAGGGCUGAAUGUGUUGAAUCAGUCGUUUUCUCAUGAUUUCCUCGUCCAGACAGCGGUCAGCCACACGAGGUAGGAAUACGUGAUUCCCUUCGGGUCAAGUCGCAAGGUAAUGACACGCGUAGGCCCUGUGCGCAGCGAGUCCGACUUUCUGUAUCGUCGCGCGCAGACGCUCUGUGGCCAAGGGAAUUUCGCUGGCGCGCUGGAGGCGUUUACAGAGACCUUGAGAUGCCCUGGUGUCGAUCACCUGGACGUGCUGGAUAAACGCUCCGCCAUCUAUGCGAAAACGGGCCAGUACAAUCUCGCCGUCAAGGAUGCGCAACGGAUGAUUCGGGAUGAUCGACAAGAUGAGCGGGGAUAUCUCCGGUGCGCGAAGGCUCUGGUCAUGGAGGGGAAGCCGGAAAAGGCCCUACAACUCUAUACGUACGCGCUCAAAUACUUGCCCGAGGAUCGUCCAGGCCGCCAGCUUGUAGUGCAACUCCGAGACCGGAUCCAGUCCAAGUUGAAGACGGUUGAGACUUGUUGCGACCCGAUGACUGUGCUGCCACUGGAAAUCAUUUCCAUGAUCCUAGGCCACUUGACUUUUAGGCAGUUGGUGACGCUCCUCCGCGUGUCGAAGAAAUGGAACCAGUUCCUCUCCUCCUUUCGCGAGCUGUGGAGGCGCAUCGAUCUCUCCAGCGUUCGCACCCGCGUCCCCCAUACCUCCGUCAGCGCCUAUAUCCGUCGGUCGAAUGCUACUCUGACGUAUGCCAUCAUCAAAAACCUCAACAAUCCGUCGCGACACAAAGUUCUCGAGUACCUAAGCCGAUGUCGGCAGCUGGAAUACCUAGAGAUCUGGACGCCGGUCGAAUGCGGUUUGGCAUAUGACCUGUUGAAAUCCGCCCAGUCGCUCCGGACCUUGAUUCUCUCCGCCGAGAUCACCGUGUCGCAGGAGUACAUUGCCAAAUUCCUGACCAGCCUCCCACGCCUAGAACGGUUUGAGAUCCACCGGUCCACCGCCUCGCCCGCAUCUAAAGUCCAAUGGCCGUCCCAUUUGCCCAACCUGCGCAGCAUAUCCCUCGCCUCUGAGGAUAAUCCGAACUUCUCCGCUAACGUCCCGGCCCUCUUUAUUCCCCAUCGACAACCGGAGUCUGAUGAACCCGACAAACUCCGGCUGCACUCCGGACCGCCCGUCGCGGUGCCGUGUCCGAUGACUUUCGAUCCCAUGGACUUUGUUCGAUUACGCAAGUUGGAUCUGGGUGGAAUGUACAUCGGCCGCACCGUCGGCUUGCCGCCGACACUCGAGUCCUUGCGCAUCCGGGGCGGCAGUGCUCGAGGGACCUUCCCCUUCGCCGACGAGGACGACCGGGAUUUCCCCAACCUACACACGCUCGUGCUGAGCGACGUAGGCUGGGUCACCGUGGAGACCCUUCACGAGUUCAUGGUGCGCCGGCGCGCUCCGGUCAAAAUCCUCCACGUGGACACUUGUGACCAACUGCGCGGGCCGGCGCUGUCGGGUUUCCUCUGCGAACACGGCGACGGGCUGACGGAGCUGAAUGUGUCGCACCUGUUCGGGAUCAACGAUGCGGUCAUGGAGCCCAUCGCGGCGCACCUGCGCCAUCUGGAAGUGGUCAACAUGUCGUACACGGACGUGACCGGGAACACGACCCGACGGUUUGUGCAGGAGUCGACGGAUACGACGCGGCGGUUGAAGCACAUCAAUGUCAAGGGAUGCGAUUCGGCGUCGUGGGACUCGGUUUACUGGGGGCGCGAACAGGGGGUGCAGAUCGUGAAGUGAGGGGAUUCGCCCAGGGAAGAUCGUCCAGGGAAGAUCGUCCAUGAAAUUCGUUCAUGGGGCCUGGGCCAAUUCAUCCAUUGAACAUACAUAGCCCCAGCCGGUGGAUCACGCGAUUGGGACCAACCCCGGCCCUUGCCUUCUUGGCUUUUUGGAGGAAGGAUUUCUCAGGAAGCGGAGGAUCCGACCGAUGUGCCGGGGGUGCAUGAACGGCGGCCGGGAUGGAUUGUCCUAUCUUAUUCAUCUCAAUCUAAUUUUUAUUGAAUAUUAUUUACAUUCCUA